Rotaria socialis is the source of this 1257-nucleotide messenger RNA. Lineage: Eukaryota; Metazoa; Rotifera; Eurotatoria; Philodinida; Philodinidae. The record is from the annotation of a GenBank genome assembly.
AUGGCUUUUACUCCAUAUCAAUUAUUUUUAGCCGGACUUAUGUUAAUAACCGGAAGCAUUAAUACUUUAUCAACAAAAUGGGCUGAUCGACAAACAUCUCAUUUUUGUGAUGGUUCAGGUGCAAAUGUUACAUUUGAACAUCCGUUUCUUCAAGGUGUUGGCAUGUUUUUGGGUGAAUUUUUAUGUUUAUUAGUAUUUAAAUUCAUUUGGUAUUCGACUGCACGUUAUCGUAUUGAACGAAUGGUAUACAAAGGCGAUGCUGCAUCUCCCAUAGUUCGUUUUUGGCCAAUCAAUAUAAAAAAAGAUACACGUCUAGUUGAUGGUGAACAGACAUUUAAUCCAUUUAUUUUUUGGGUUGCAUCAAUAUGCGAUAUGCUCUCUACAUGUUUAUCGUAUAUUGCAUUAAAUUAUACAAGUGCAAGUUCCUUUCAAAUGUUACGAGGUUCAGUUAUGGUUUUUACUGCUAUACUUAGUGUUCUAUUUCUUCGAAAGAAUUUAACAUGGAAACAUUGGCUUGGCAUUUUUGCAGUUGUCGUAGGUCUAACUAUUGUUGGUGUAUCGGAUGUUAUCUUUUCAAAACAACCUGAGGGAAAUCAUACCAAUGCAGAGAAACUUGCAGGUGAUGCACUUAUACUUAUUGCAAUGUUAUUUACUAGUUUUCAAGUUGUGUAUGAAGAACGUUUUAUUGGUAAAUAUAACAUUCCACCAUUGCAAGCUGUUGGUUGGGAGGGAAUAUUUGGAUUUUCUACUCUUGGCCUUCUUCUAAUACCGUUUUAUUUUAUUAUUGUUCCAACAUCGAAUUCUGGCCCUGAUCAUCGUCUUGAAGAUGUCCUAUCAGCAUUUUGUCAAAUGCGUGGUAAUUGGAUUAUUAUUCUUGCAACUUUUGGAAAUGUAUUAUCUAUCGCAUUCUUUAACUUCGCUGGUGUAAGUGUAACCAAAGAACUAUCGUCGACAACACGUAUGGUACUCGAUAGUGGCCGAACAUUAAUUAUUUGGAUUGUAUCGUUGGCAUUACAAUGGCAAGCGUUUUAUUCAUUACAAGUAUUAGGUUUUAUAAUAUUGGUAAUUGGUAUGGGUAUCUAUAAUGGUGUAUGGGAGCAUUUAUUUCGCCUAUGUGUAUCACGUCCACCUAUUUCAAGUGAACGAUCUCAAUUAUUGCCCAGUCAUGAUGAUGUAACUGUAUAUGAAUCUACUUCAAAUAGACCGUUGGGUGCAGACGUCUCUGUAGCACCUGUUUCUGAUGAUGCAAACAUAUAA